This is a messenger RNA of Histoplasma capsulatum G186AR, 1182 nucleotides long. RefSeq names its product calmodulin. The transcript has 6 exons. The record is from RefSeq and is a predicted model, not a curated record. Lineage: Eukaryota; Fungi; Ascomycota; Eurotiomycetes; Onygenales; Ajellomycetaceae. Gene Ontology annotation, biological process: spindle pole body organization. Bases 64 to 513 code for a protein of 149 amino acids. Gene Ontology annotation, molecular function: calcium ion binding; enzyme regulator activity. Gene Ontology annotation, cellular component: central plaque of spindle pole body.
ACGAUAUUUCAUCAUAUACUCUACGUCUACUAAUCUACCUAGUUUUGAAAUCUAUCUGCAGCUAUGGCCGACUCUUUGACUGAAGAGCAAGUAUCCGAAUACAAGGAGGCCUUCUCUCUAUUCGAUAAAGAUGGCGAUGGGCAAAUCACCACCAAAGAGUUGGGAACAGUAAUGCGGUCUCUGGGGCAAAACCCUUCCGAAUCAGAACUACAGGACAUGAUCAAUGAGGUUGAUGCAGAUAACAAUGGAACCAUUGACUUCCCGGAGUUUUUGACUAUGAUGGCAAGGAAAAUGAAGGAUACCGAUUCUGAAGAAGAAAUUCGAGAAGCAUUCAAAGUUUUCGAUCGUGAUAACAACGGGUUUAUCUCUGCUGCCGAGUUACGCCACGUGAUGACUUCGAUUGGUGAGAAAUUGACCGAUGAUGAGGUUGAUGAGAUGAUUCGUGAGGCAGACCAGGAUGGUGAUGGACGAAUCGACUAUAACGAAUUUGUCCAACUCAUGAUGCAGAAAUAGGCGCUGUUCGAACGCUGUUCCAUUGAAUCCUAGGCUACGAGCGGUUGAUAUUACGUUUUGCUACUGUGCAGCCCAACAUUUGCUGUCAUGUGUUCAGUCAAACUCUUACGGAUUUCGAAUGGUAUCUAUCUAUAGUUUCUUUCGGCAUGGUGUCAAUUUAAUAAGUACUGUACCAAGCGUGCCUCUUAGUGUGCGCACCUGAUUGAAUACACGCCGGGAAAUGAUAGAAUGGAGCUUUGGAGGUCGGAAAGAGAAAGCACAUCAUGAAAAAUCAAACCAGCAAGGAGGGCAAAAAAAGGAGGGAAAAAAUUGAGAAAAACCAGAAAAAAAAGAAGUUUCCCUGCCACUCAAUUUUUUUUUUUUUUUUGUCAUUAUCAUGUUUCGCUCUUUUCCAUUUGGUUGUCUAUAAGAAGCUUAUAUCCCUGCUUAUCCUCUUUCCCCAUUUCCACAUAUCUCCCCCUGGCCUUGUUUAGUAACCUUACAGCUCCCUCCCAACGUCCUAUGUGAAUUGAAAAUUCCGCCAUGUGGUAAUCUGAACUGGCCUCAUGAAAUUUAACAAUAGAAACGGCAAACGGCAAUCAAACUUUUGCAACUCUCAUUUUUUGGUUGUAUUUUUCAACUUUUAUAUUACUAUUCUAGCCUCUCCAAUCUAACUUCCAUCAUAAUCAA